AAGAUAAGAAAUCCAGAGCGAAUGGUGAGGAUUGCAGUGGGUUACACAGGACACACCCCUCCCAAGAGUGACGACACUGACGCCAGCAAUGAGCCAGGCCAAUUGAAGAUCUACCUUCCUAAGAAGCUGCUAGAGUGUCUACCCAAAUGUUCCUCUCUGCCCAAGGAGCGCCAUCGCUGGAACACCAACGAGGAGAUUGCUGCAUAUCUCAUCACUUUUGAGAAACAUGAUGAGUGGCUGACGACAUCGCCAAAAACCAGGCCUCAAAAUGGCUCUAUGAUCCUCUACAACCGUAAGAAGGUGAAGUACAGGAAAGAUGGCUACUGCUGGAAGAAAAGGAAAGAUGGGAAGACCACCCGAGAGGAUCAUAUGAAGCUCAAAGUGCAGGGAGUAGAGUGUCUGUAUGGCUGCUACGUCCACUCCUCCAUCAUCCCCACCUUCCAUCGUAGAUGCUAUUGGCUGCUGCAGAACCCAGACAUUGUGCUGGUGCACUACCUGAAUGUACCGGCAGUGGACGACAGCGGGAAGCCAUGUGGUCCUGUCCUCUGCUCCAUCAACACAGACAGGAAGGAGUGGGCCAAGUGGAGCAAGGAGGAGCUCAUUGGACAACUCAAACCCAUGUGUGCUGGAAGCAGCCUGCAUCAGAAAUGUUCCAGUGUCAAGCAGCGCAUCAUCUCUUCCAAGCAGGAGUCUGGGGCAGCAGCAGGAGGUGGAGCUGCAGUGGGUACUGGCGUAGCGGCAGGCCAUAGAGCUGAGGAAGCAGAUGGCACAGAGGUCCAGAACAGCGAUGUGUCAGAGGGCCAGACAGAGCCCAGUCCUGGAGGGGGCAGGAGCAGAGCGGGCGGAGGAGAGAGGAGGAAUGGCAGGAUAACCAAACCCUCCUUACUUCCACAGAGCAGCAUGGAGGUGUCCUCCUCCACUUCCACAAACCAGGUGGAGGUCCCUGACACCACCCAGAGCUCCCCAUUGUCAAUCACCAGCGACAUGGCUGACAGCCCCGCUCUCGCCAUCGGGGCUGGCUUGUCACAGAGCACAGCUGUGUUCAUGUCUGAGGUCACCACGCUGACUGGGGAUUCGGUUUACUCUGCUGGCCACACCCACCUGCUGGGAUCCACCCACGAGAGUACCACUGCUGGUAUCCUGUUGGCUGUCGCCCCUGAAAACCAGAGGUUUGCAUCGUUUCCUGGUGGGGUGGGCUUAGGGGAGGGAGGAGAAUUGGUUCUCUCCAGCUCUCUAGACUCUGGUGGAGGAGUCAGCCUUCCCGAAACUACCAUGACCUUUGACCCUGAUUGCUUCCUCAACAAUCCCAAGCAGGGCCAGACGUAUGGAGGAGGUGGAGGGAAGAAUGAGGGUUGUAAUGGUGAGGAUGGAGGACUCCACUGUUCCUCAAACGGCUUUCUCUACAACCCAGCCCUCGUCAACAACAUCAAGACAGAAACCACACCCCUGGAGCAGCCGCUGGCCACUCAGAGUAGCUAUGUGGGAGAGGGGACAGGCCUCAGCCCCAGCACCACCCUGGAGCAAAUGGACUUCAGUGCUGUCAUGUCAUCAGCUUGUGUCCCAAGCCUGAGCCAGACUGCGCACCACCCCUCCCCGAGCCUCUUCCUCCAGGCCUCCACGCAGACAAGCCAGCCCUCCCAGCUGCAGACCAAUGGUACCGAGGCAGCCCAGGAAUCAGGUGACGCACAAGCUUACAUAGGUCUGCCCACAGUGCCAACAGACUCUCCAGUCACCAAUGGAGACCCGCAUACACACCUCCGCCAAGCCAGCCCAGACCAGCAGGCCCUGUGUGGGAGGAACGGACAUGGAGCAGCAGUGGGCUCUUUUCCCCUGACAACACAGGAUACUACCGUCGACCAGUCAGGCAGCAGAGGACAUCGAGAGGUGGGGGGCUUAGACAAGGCUUCUGAGAAUGGAGGAGAGUUACUACUCAAGCCUGGGGAUCCUCAUGAGGCCUAUGCGAGUGUGGACACCGAGCACUACCUGCAACCUACAGAUGACAAUGGAGGAGGAGAAGAGGGUGGAGGACGAGGUGGUGGAGGAGGAGGAGGAGGGGGAGGGGAAAAUGAGAUUCUCUGUAAUGGUGUAAGCUUGUCAGGGGCCAGCAGUUCAGUGGUGGCCAGUCCUCAGUCAUUAGCUGCUGGUGCAAGCAUGGAGGGGGCCCUCUACAGUUCUCCUCUUCCUCAGCAAGGUGUGGGGGUGUCCGCUUCAACAGCUGGGGCAGGAGGACCCAUCAGCCUGGAAGGUUUUGAGGCUUCCUUUGGAAGCCAGUUCUCUGAUCUCAUCAAUGAUUUCAUCUCGGUUGAGGGAUCUGGGGCUGGGGUGGGAGCAGCUGUCACUGGGGUUCUGAUGCCCCAGGAGGGGGCAGCCGGAGAAGAGCCGGGCACAGGAGCAGGCCACCUGCAGGGCUCGGAAGUGGAGCAGGGAGCUCUGGGACUGCUCCAGGAGACUGGGAGGCUGUUUGGUGUGACUGACUACUCCCCAGAGUGGUCUUAUCCAGAGGGUGGAGUGAAGGUGCUGAUCACAGGUCCGUGGUUGGAGUCGAGCAGUGAAUACAGCUGUCUCUUUGACCACAUCAGUGUCCCUGCUGCCCUCAUCCAACCAGGGGUGCUGCGCUGCUACUGCCCAGCCCAUGACACAGGACUGGUGAUGCUACAGGUAGCUAUGGGUGGUGAAGUCAUCUCUUCCUCCGUGGUGUUUGAAUACAAGGCGCGUGACCUUCCUGCACUGCCAUCUUCUCAGCAUGACUGGCUGUCCCUGGAUGAUACCCAGUUCAGGAUGUCCAUCUUGGAGCGUCUGGAGCAGAUGGAACAGAGGAUGGCUGAGAUAACCAAUCAGAACCCCAGCUCAGAAACCAUGGCAACCAAGGGUGGAGGAGUGGAGGGAGGAGGAGCCACUGAUCAGCAGUCUCAAAUUUCUCCUGAUCAGGGUUCAUUCGAGGGUCGUGUGGUGGUGGUAUGUGAAAAGAUGAUGUCCCAGCCAUGCUGGGCUUCUUCUAAUCAGCUCGUACACAGUAAGAACUCCAGAGGAAUGACCUUACUGCAUCUGGCUGCAGCUCAGGGCUAUGCAGGACUCAUUCAGACACUCAUUCACUGGCGCACGAAGCAUGCCGACAGUAUUGACCUUGAGCUAGAGGUAGAUCCUCUCAAUGUAGACCACUUCUCGUGCACGCCACUGAUGUGGGCUUGUGCUCUGGGCCAUACCGAGGCAGCACUGGUGCUUUACCAAUGGGACCCAAGAGCUCUGGCUAUUCCUGAUUCGUUGGGACGCUUGCCACUCAACAUUGCUCGAUCCAGGGGCCACACUCGAUUGACUGAGCUCUUAGAGCAGCUGCAACAGACUCCUCAAGCUCAGGGCCAGCCUGCUGAUACUUGGAUGGACAGGUGGAGAGGAGAAUCACAGACCAGCGGAAUAAGCAACAGCCCCACUCCAAACCCUAACUCAGAGCUGAGGAGAGGCAGGACAGAGAGCCAGCCAGACAACCAGAACCAGACCUGGAGCCAAACAGGACACAGAGCCCCACAGGGAACCCAGGGAGAACAGGGAGGUCCACCCCCCGCCAAGAGACUCAAACCCAGCCCCGACACACAGCAACAGCUAGCUAACUCAGCCCCCAGCACCAACACCCUCAACUCCCUCCUCAACACCUCACCAAGUCCGCACCCUCAGUGUUCUCUCCUCCCCAACACCCUACAAACUCAACCCUCCAACCUCAGCUGUCAGAACGCACCUCCUGCUAGUUCAGGCUCAAACCGGCCCCAGCUCCCCAGCACCCCAUUCUCCCACCUGCAGGCCAGGAUAGGGGGGUCUGGAGGGGGCACCAGGUGGAGUCUGAGACAGACUCUGGGGCAAUGUAGCCUAGCUAGGAGGAUUCUAGGAAAAGAGCGACUGGCCGUUCACCUGCGCCAAAGAGUGCUGUCUGACAGGGGAGAGGAGACAGAGCUGCUGACCUAUCAGGAUAACACUGAGGACUUGCAGAUGGACAUUACAAUGCUAGCUGAUCACAUCAUGGAGGCUUCAACUGGUAGGCUUAAACAGGACGCUAUGGAGACUGAAACAGACUCUGGGAAGGUUGGGAUCAGCAGUGAUGUCAGGUUACUGUCUAGUUACCUCGGUGAGGUGGAGAGGUUUCUGAACUCCAAACCCCAGACUCCUAGCCCCAAACCAAAUUUUCUCUCAGGGCCCGAGGUUCAGCAUAGACCUCAGGCUAAGCAAGCCCCAUCCUCCCCCUUUGACCUGACCUCCUUCCUCUGUGCAGCUAUGAAAGAGGAGAGGUUGAAAACUGACUCCUCCUGUCUAGCCAUGACUGAAGCAGAGCAGAGAGAUCUGUAUGAGACCAUCAGGCAUGCCCUGCACUCCCUCAGAAAAUACAAGGGUCCCAUUCAGGAACAAUGCAAAGAGAUAUCAGCAGUGAUUCAGCGCUGCUAUAAGAGAUACAAGCAGUAUGCACUUUAUAAGAGGAUGACCCUGGCAGCCAUCCUGAUCCAGAGUCGUUUCCGGAGUUUCCAUGAGCAGAGGAAGUUCCAACAGAGUCGUAGAGCAGCGGUCCUCAUCCAGCAAUACUACCGCUCCUACAGACACUCCCUCAGCAGCCUCCUAACUAAAAAACAGAACCAGGCUGCUCGCAAGAUCCUGAGGUUCCUGCUCCGAUGCCGCCACAGGGCCAGAGAGCAGAGAAAGGCCAGGGGUCCUGAGAGCCCACCGCCAGGCCCCACACACAGCCCCCUCAGCCUGUGAGAAAUCUA
Messenger RNA from Xiphias gladius (swordfish), 4745 nucleotides. Its product is annotated as calmodulin-binding transcription activator 1-like. Lineage: Eukaryota; Metazoa; Chordata; Actinopteri; Istiophoriformes; Xiphiidae. Gene Ontology annotation, cellular component: nucleus. The transcript is spliced from 20 exons. Gene Ontology annotation, biological process: regulation of transcription by RNA polymerase II. The record is from RefSeq and is a predicted model, not a curated record. Gene Ontology annotation, molecular function: protein binding; transcription coregulator activity; double-stranded DNA binding. Bases 22 to 4737 code for a protein of 1571 amino acids.